CUCCACCGGCUCCUUUUGUGAGACAUGACUGUCAGUCCAAGUUCAGAGCAGCAGCUGAUGUGCAGGAACGAUGCCCUCAGCGAAGACACUCAAGCUCAUCCUGUACGAGGUGCUGCAGUUUGCAGCUCUUUCCGUACCGAUCUUUGUCGUCAUGGAGAGGUUUGCCGGCCUCGUGCGUGACGUGAGAGGACAAGAUCAAACGGCCUAUUGGCUCGUGGUGGCGGCGUCCAUCGCCUAUGUGACCUCUGUGACCCUGCUGGUGUGGGUCCCUAUUAAAUAUAUUAUUCUGAAGCAGCGGAGGUUCCUGAGAGAGGUCACACAGUGGAGACCCGCAGCGCUGGCGUAUCUCGUCCUGUGCACGUUACCGUGCUUUGCUAUUCUAAUCGCCAGCUCCAAGGUGCAGGUGGACAGAGGACACAGGCUCGACCAUUUUGCCGAGUUGCCCGUUUCCCUGGUGCUGUUCUCGCUCAUCUGUGUGGACGUCAUAGAGAGGAUUCGUCCCUGCAGGCUCACUGGACAAUCAGACAGCCUGGAUCCUGACCUUGACUAUCCAGGCCCCAUCCUCACCCACCUGGAACAGGUGAGCACUGUAUCAAGCCAGCUGCAGCCUGAUGAGGGCCACAACGGUCUGACCCAAAGCCACGCAGAGGCCAAAAAUGGCAUUGCCUCAGGCAGAUGGCAGCACUUCUCCGGCUCGCCCGGCCGGUCGACUCUCAGCUCGCGAGCACCCAGCACUGCUUACCUUUACUCCUCAUCCUCACAUCCCAUCUCCUACUCUGGAAAUCUAGGCUUCCUGUGGAGGAAGGAUGGGAGGUCAGAGAUGUUCGUGGAUAGUUUUCUCUUCUGGUUAGACACUGUGGAGAUGUUGAGAGUAGCUGAGGAACCGUCAAUCUUCUACUCACACUGGGUAUUCCCUAUCUACAUUGUCAGCUUCCUGUCCACUUUUCGCAUGAUAAUCACUCCUCACAACUCCCUGUUGUCCACUGCUGGCAUUCUUCUGCAGGACUUUCCUUUCUUUGUCAUUCGAGUCGCUCUGAUUGUCAUCUUUGGUUCCGUGACACCGCUCUUAUACCCAAUGAAGAAUGCGUUGGUGACUUUGACAUUUAUCUACUUUACAUUCUUGGUCAGGCUGAGGAUUUUCAAAAGGCGGAGCAUGUUUUGAAGAGGAGUGGCUAUUGACAGUGUAUAUAUGUGUAGGGAGCAGCACCAGGGAAACCUAAUGAUGAUGAUGAGGACCAGCAUGUUUUCGAAUGGUAACGUCUGCAAAUUGAUUGAAAGGCAAUGCAGCCAAGGAAAAUGUAAACUUUAUUCUGGAUUUAAAACGGUAUUGUCUCUUCUCAUGUUUGUGUAUCAUAUCUUAAUUAUUUAUUGAUGUGUAAUUUUGUGCGUUUGCGCUAUGCAUUUUUAAUUUUACUCUCUCUUUUUUUAUCUGUAACACAUUUCUUACCAUGAUGUACAGAGUGUUGGAAAAGGUCUUGUAAACAAACUUUUUUGAACCAUUUUUAAAGAUAUUGAA
This is a messenger RNA of Solea solea (common sole), 1516 nucleotides long. It is a transcript of the gene tmem236, whose product is annotated as transmembrane protein 236. NCBI's taxonomy places the organism in Eukaryota, Metazoa, Chordata, Actinopteri, Pleuronectiformes, Soleidae. The transcript has 4 exons. Bases 71 to 1162 code for a protein of 363 amino acids. The record is from RefSeq and is a predicted model, not a curated record.